Molecule: messenger RNA, 2692 nt
Organism: Nasonia vitripennis (jewel wasp)
Lineage: Eukaryota; Metazoa; Arthropoda; Insecta; Hymenoptera; Pteromalidae
Exons: 4
Coding region: 2045-2659 (204 amino acids)
Source: RefSeq, a predicted model, not a curated record
UUUUUUUUUUAACAACGAUCUUCCUUCUCAAUGCUCGCCCGAAAUGGCCGGCGAGAUGAACUUUGAAAAACAAAACUCGAGAGAGAGAGAUUGCAUAGCGCGAGUGUGUACAAGUGCGAGAGCAAGGCCUCGUGUUCCGCAACUUUUCCAUCUUGUUAAACUUGUCGCGAUCGAUGUGUAAACUCGCGCCGGCACGUCCCUCGCUCAGGAAUCAUAUAUGCAGGGGCGAAUCCAAUUCCGACUUUCCUUAAACUCAUGGUGCUAGUCUGUGUGCUCUAAUCCGAGCGCCGAGAAUAAAUAUAAUUGCCUUUUCGUACAUAGCUGUAAAUAUGACGUUUAAUCCUUCGCGGACUAUUACAAAGGUGCGCGUGUGUGUGUGGGAGCGUGACGUAUAGUCUCUCGGCAGUGGAUCACAUACUUACCUAACAUCGGCUAUAUAUUUCCCGGGAUUAGGAAUUAGGCCGGACUUUCCCGCCGUCUUUCUUCGAGCGGACAAAAGCCGCAGUCGCGGUUUACCGGACACCGCGAGAAUCGCACUUAACAUUAAUUCCAAUCCGUCGCUCGCUGAAUAUAUUCAAUGACUUUGUGUGUCAUCGAGAGAAAGACACAUAACUAGCUUUUUUCCUUUGUACACGAUGAAAAAGGGCAGUUCGUUAACUCCUCCCUCACGUGUGUGUGUGUAUAGAAACGCUCUAUACCGCAGUAGGGGGUGGGUCGAUCGAUAAGUAAUUAUUGUUGAAAUUUAACGGCUUAUCAUUUUUAUUUAUGACUCCUCGAUUCCACCGCUCGCUCGCGGCCCGGCUUCCAAUAUCCCCCCCCCCUCUUCUAUACUAUAUAGCCUCUAUACUCUCGUUUCGUUUUUCAAGACACUAUGCUACACACGCACACACACGAGCAAUCCCAAUUUAUCACGUUUAAUCGCGGCCAAAGACACAAUUAACUUUUUAGCGCGCGCUUGUUAAAAUAUGCUACUGCCCAACACCGAGAUAGAGUGCCUAUAUACACCUGUCUUUAAUUACAUUCCGUCGUCGCCUCGGCGCGUUAUCGCGAUGACAAAGGCUCGAUUGAACGGGAGAAGAAGUAAAAAAAGCGAGAUGGGACUCGAGAGUAAUAACAGUGGGGUAUAGGCCGCUAAUUGGGAAAAAGGCUUUUUUGCAGCGCCGAGACCGAUAUAAUGGCCGCGUGUCCGAGUAGUCGUAAAACUAAAACUAUGAUAUAGACGUAUAGCUGCUGCUGCUGCUGCAAAGACUCGUGUAAUUAUCGACGCUUUUAAACGGCCGACGUUCGUUAAGCUCGCGCGAAGGCGAGAGAUGGGAAUCUGUCUGUGUGUGUGUGUGAGAGAGAAAGAGGAUGUACUUAAAAUAACCGAAAACAGUCAUUCAAUUUUCAACUGACUUAUAGCAUGAGCGGCUCAAUAGAGCAGGCCCGACGAUACUGCUUAGGCAGAGGUAGAGAGAGAGAGAGAGAGAAACCGCGAAUAUGACGAUACAUGAAAUCGGUCAAAAGUGAAGUGACUACGGGAGAUCGCGCCACUUUAAGUGCACGUACAUUGACGGCUCGCAAGACAGGCCCUCAAGGGCCUCAAGCUCGGGCAAUACGUCCUUGUACUUAUAUCUUCUGUGAGACGAUCGCAACGUGGGAAAGGAUGAAACGCCUCUGCGCCACCUAUCGUCGCGAGCCAGAGACUAGAGAGCGGAAGAGUUUCGAAACUUUUUCAACUCGAUUAAUCACCAGCAUUUAUUACCAAACAAUUUUAGAAAAAAACACGACCUAUGCCAACAAUAAAAAUGUUGCACAUCAUAAUUGAUAACCUCGCGCAACAAGCUUAGAAAAUUAAUCGAUCAAUCGAAACUAUCUCGGCGGCCCGGCUCGAGGCGCGGCGGCGAGCAUCAAAGCGCGCGAAGCGAUUAGCACCGAGGAUCCGGUAAUUCCCUCGCUAAUAAAUCCGUUAAGGAUAUUAAUAAGCGUUAACCGAACAGCAGCGGCAGCGGCGUUAGACUCGCGGUGACGGUGACGCUGCAGACUUGUGCUUGAAUUCGAGAGAAUGCGAUUAGCCAGGGCUUUUGACGCAGCUUCGAUGCUGCUGCUUACGUUCUUGCUCGUUACUUCAAGCGUCAAUGACGCUGCUAAGCGAGAGCGGAGGUAUUUGGUCUUUCCGCCGCCCGAUGGAACUGCCACCAAAGUUCAGUUGGUCUUCGGGCUGGGCAUACCCAUGGAGGUGGAGGUGAGCACGAUCGUGGGCUACGUGAUGAAGUGCAACUACAACCUGCCCUACAACGCGUCUUAUCUCUCCGAGCCGUACGUCCGCUACCAGAGAUCGACUGCAGCCGCCGACGCUAUCGACGACGACGAGGCGCAUAGCGAAACAGGUCGAGCGUUGGGCCGAUAUGAAAUUUACAAAAUGCUCCAGUCGGCCAAGCCCUGCCUGCUGAGGGCCAUUUGCGAACUGGCGGCGACGCCCUUAAACGCCAGCCGAGGCUUAACCGCUGAGCUGAUGCACAUUUUUCUGACACCAUCGACGACGACGGAGGCGUACGCGGAUCCGGCGGACCAAGAGUACCUCGCCGCCGAGAGAAUCGGACGUCUCGGCGACUCCUGCACCCGAGCCUUUCCCGAGUGCCCCGUCAACUUGCUCGACUACGUCAGCCGGUUGGAAUGAGCAGAGCUUGCCGAGCCGAAAAAAAAAAAAAAA